AUGGAACCAAUAAGUGGAGGAAUCAAUAAAAACCAAAAUGGCAACACAUCAUCCAAAAAUGAAAAUAAACUGAGUUCGGGUCAGACACCUAGAAGAGUUAAAGUAUAUUUAUUAAAUGGAGAAGAUUGGAUAGAUAAUGGUACAGGAUAUUGUGUAGGGGAAAUAGAUCCAGAAUCAAAACUACCUUAUUUCCUAGUUCGAAAUGAAUUAAAUUCCAAUGAUAUAAUACUAAAAUCAUUCCUUGAAGGUUCUAUUCAAUAUCAACGACAGCAAGAAACAUUAAUUGUAUGGACGGAUACUUCUGGAAAAGAUCUUGCAUUAUCGUUUCAAGAAAAUGAAGGAUGUGCUGAUUUAUGUGAUUUUAUUAUAAAAGUUCAACAAGAAAGUUUGAGCCCGGGGAUAUCGUUAUAUUACGUGAUACCGCAUGUUUCUGAAGGUGAUGAUAUAACUGAAUUGAUAACUGGACCCGUAGUAUAUCCACAAGAUCCUACUGAUGAUAAUUUAGAAUCGGUGUUGGAAGUGAUAAAUCAAGGUUCAAGUUCUCAAUUUACGAGAACGAAAAUACUGCAAUAUAUAAUAGACAACAAAUAUUUCUUGAAAUUGGUUGAUGGAUUCAAUAGAGCCGAGAAGAUGAAGAAAUUGAAGAAUUUAUAUACCUUGAGUGAAAUCAUCAAGUCAUUGUUUUUGUAUAAUGAGACAACGCUAGUUGAAGAUUUUUUAGACACGGAUGAAAAAGUAUUAGCACUUUCCGGAAUCUUAGAAUAUGAUUCUGAAUAUCCUAAACAUAAAUCAUGUCAUCGAGAUUUCCUAAAAACUAAAUCAUUCAAAUCAGUAAUGCCCGUGGCUAAUUUAGAAAUUUUUAAAAAGGAUUUUCAUUUAAAUUUUUUAAAAGAUGUUGUAUUGGCUAGAUUUUUGGAUGAUCAAACAUUCAAUUUAUUAUCUACAUUGAUAUAUCUUAAUCAAGUGGAGAUUAUAAAUUAUUUAAAAGAUAAUACUAUUUUACAAAAAUUGUUUCAAAUUUAUACCGAUGAUGAAACUGAUCUAGAAUUAAAAAGAGAUGGGGUUAAAAUGUUACAUCAAUAUGUCCUAAUUGCUAAAUCACUUCAAUCAUUCCAAAAAUUAGAAUUCUUUUCAUUAUUAGUCAAGAAUGGGUUGUUUCAAAUGAUAAAUUUCGCUUUAAAUGAUAGUGAUAACAAAAUACGAGUACUAGGAACAGAAUUAAUUGUCAUUAUAAUUGAACAAGAUGUAUCAUUAGUUCAUUCAAUAGAUCGAGAAGAAACGAUAGAUAAUUCAGAUCCACCAACUUUAAAUACCAUGCUAGAAGAAUUGAAUAAAGAAGAGGAUAGCACCACAACCGCAACAACCGCUCGACAACAAAAAGAAGUCAAGCUUAAAUUAUCGGAUGAUAUGACAUUAAUCUCAAUCUUAGCUAAAUUAUUAGCAAAAGAUAAAAACCCCGGUUUGAAACUCCAAGCCGUGGAAGCAUUACGGAUCUUACUAGAUACGAAUAUUGCAUCCAAUGGAGGAAGUACGACCGAUAGCAAUGGAGAUGAUAACGGUGGUGGUAGUAUGAAUGAUACAUCCGGAGAGUUUAAGGAUAUAAACACCAAGAAUUAUUUCACGGCAUUUUAUUCCCAAGUUGCCCCGACAUUAUUUAAUAAAUUUAUAAUACUUGCCCAAAGUAAUGAUUUAGAAGACGAAUCAAUCAAGAGUUUGAUUUAUAGUGAUGAAUUGUUAUUUCAACAUUUAUGUGAUUUGAUUUCAUUUUGUACCCGAGAACAUACGACUUUAGUCUCUAGGCCAUUUUUCUUGGAGAAUCAUAUUUUGUUGGGUGCUGCGAAAUUAUUGGAUACAGAUUGCAAAUUAACCCUAAAACUUAGUGUUAUUCGAUGUAUAAAGAAUAUUAUUGGACUAAAUGAUAAUUUAUAUUGUCGAUAUAUUUUAGUUCAUGACAUAUUGGGAUAUUUUAUUCGAUUUUUUGAAACUGUGGUGAUGGAAAAUAAUUUAGCUAAUUCAACUUGUUUAGAUUUUUUGGAAAUCAUUUUAAGAAAUUGUGAUAAUAUAAUUUCCAGCAAAUUACAUAAUUAUAAAUUAUUGGCUAAAUAUUUCUAUGAUAAUUAUAAAGAAUUCUUGGAGACGAAAUUAGAUUAUGUGACUACUGGAAGGGAUUUUAUUGAAGUAGUUGAGAGAUUUGCAGGGAGUAAGUCUACUACCCCAAACCAGCAUCUUCACACACAAGAGAUUAAGACGGAUGAGAUAGGUCCUGGGUCUGAUCAGGAAUUCUUGGAACGAAAUGCUUCGACGCCGAUUAAUGAUGACGAAUUUGUGAAUGAAGAUAAUAAUAAUGACCACGAUUCAAGCAGAAAUGGAAAUUCACUGGCUGAAGACAACAACAACAAUAUGCAUGAAUCUAAAAAGGAAGAUAAUAGUCCACCCGAGAUCAUAAACGGAGACCAACAUGACUCGAUUAAUGGCAAAAAGAGAAAACUAGAACAGGAUGCUGAUGCGGAGAGCAAUCAUAGAAUAAAACUCCAAACGAAGGAAAACAAAGCUGAAGAAGAAGAAGAAGAAGACAUGAUUCCGAACUUAGGUUCUCUGCCCACGGCAGCUGGGAAAUUCACGGAGAAUUUUAAAGCUGAUUUUAGUAAUGGUAAUAAGAGUUUGGCAACAGUAUUGUCAACAUCUCCGGAAGACACGAAAUGGGGGGCUAUUGUAUGA
This is a messenger RNA of Hemisphaericaspora subhashii, 2718 nucleotides long. It is a transcript of the gene PSY2, whose product is annotated as Psy2p. The transcript has a single exon. Gene Ontology annotation, biological process: DNA damage response; protein dephosphorylation. Gene Ontology annotation, cellular component: nucleoplasm; protein phosphatase 4 complex. Gene Ontology annotation, molecular function: protein phosphatase activator activity. NCBI's taxonomy places the organism in Eukaryota, Fungi, Ascomycota, Pichiomycetes, Serinales, Debaryomycetaceae. Bases 1 to 2718 code for a protein of 905 amino acids. The record is from RefSeq and is a predicted model, not a curated record.